AUGAAUGUUGAGAAGCUGGUUAAUGCCCAUGAUGGUUUUUUUUCUCCAAAAAGUAAUGGAAAUUUAUUGAAGUGGACACAUCCCGGCGUUUUUAAAUAUUUCAAUGAUUCAACAAAAAAAACAAAGUACGAGAAAUCAGUUAACUGUAAUGCCGCUGCAUUGUUAUUUGACACCGAACGUGUAUACCACAUAAUAGAGGAAUGGGAAAAGUGCGCUCAUAUAAAAGAAUGCAUAGCACCAAAUGGCAGCAAUAGAACUAAUCAUAGGCAGGAUCAGGCUAUACUUACUUAUCUUAUGUUAAACAAUAAUAGGAGAUGUGGUGGUAACAUAAUAUCAUUUGGAAUGAGGACGCACAUGGAUGUAUAUUGCGCUCAGAUGAUAUGGGAAUACGAGGAAAUCUAUGGUGAAAUUUGGAGCCCAAGCGCUCAAGAUUUGAAAGAAAUGAAGGAAGUGAUAGAAAAUUCACCUAACCUUAUUAUUUAUGAUAUUUGGACUAAAAAUGGUAAAGACGCAAAUUUGGAAGAAAUUAAAAAAACCGGGAAUUAUUCUUUAAAGCUUGAGGAUGUUUUUCGAGAGGAAAAGGGGUAA
Messenger RNA from Dentiscutata erythropus, 588 nucleotides. The record is from the annotation of a GenBank genome assembly. Lineage: Eukaryota; Fungi; Glomeromycota; Glomeromycetes; Diversisporales; Gigasporaceae.